UAGCCCAUCAUGCUUUUGAAGUCAGGACUAUUCUUCACCUUGUUUCUGUUUACCCUCCAAGCAAGUCAAAUCAAAGACCUUCGUGACCAAGGUUUUUCUGGACUCAGGGAUGUGAAGUACAGGCAUUUUCUGGAAUCUUCUAGACCAAUCAGACACGCUACAAAUGUCAGAGCGGAGCAGGACGGGCAUCGGCCCAGGAGGUCGGCGGAGCUGUUCACCACAGGGGUCAAAGUGUGUCCCCAGGAGACAAUAAAAGCGGUCAUCGGCAGCCACAGGGCCUAUUACAAGCUCAGAGUUUGUCAGGAAGCCAUCUGGGAAGCUUUUCGGAUCUUCUUGGACCGGGUCCCAAACUCGGAGGAGUACAGAGCGUGGGUUUACACCUGCCAGCAUGAAAACCUCUGCAUGGACGACCUGGCCCAGAACUUCAGCAGCUCUCAGGAGCAUCUGGAGAUGGUGGCCAGAAGAGUGGCUGAGGAGGCUGAAAGCGAAGGGAUUGUCAGUGGAACCCCAGAGCCAGGGAGGGAAUGCACCUGGACACCCGCUCUGAUUCUCCUUCCAACUGAGGCUGACAUGAGCAUAGAGGAUCCUAACAUGUUAAAGGAGAACUAUGAGGAGUACAUCGUAGAGUUCAGCGUCACCAUCGUGGACCCCACGUACAGCAAGCUCCUGCGCGACCCUGAGGCUCUGCAUUACGGCGACGUCACACGAGAGCUCACAGACAAGAUGCUUCAUGUGUUUGAAAAAGUUCCGGGAUUUAAAGAGAUUCGUGUUCUGGGAUUUCGCUCAGAGGAUGUGUCUGUGCGCUACGCUGUGGUCUUUAAUGGAGAAACGGAGCUGAGUGAUGAUCCUGAGGGCCUCGAGGAGUCUGAGACGGAGACAGAUGAGGACGUAAAUGCUCCUAAACUGAAGCACAUCAUUGUAAAGGCCUUAAAACAGGAGCCGUCACUACCGCUGGACAUACAGACACUCAGCUUUGAGGCUGUAACCACAAUCUAUCCAGUUGCUGAGUUUGGCAUCAACCCUGCUGAGGGUGUCGUAUCUGAGGAUGACACCACAAAGACCCCGACAGAGGACAGCACUCCCACUCAAAGUUUCUUCCCCACAGUGGCAGUGAUAGAAAACUCUCUGGAAGCUUCUACAGUCAAACCAGAAACACACACCUUUGUGCCUUUCAUUCCAAACAUCCCCUCAGAAGCCACCUCUGCUGUCACUGAUGAGACUCCUUCAGUGGCAGCAAUAGAAGAAGAGUCUACAGAAGGUUUGGCUGAAGAAGCUGAUGAGAUUAUAAGUUCAGACACAAUACUAGAAGCUACCACAGAGCAGGGAGAAGAGGAAGCAGGGCCAGAGAUGGAGGAGAUGCCAGCAACUGAACAAGACGACGGAGGUGAGGCUGAACCUGAGGAGCAGGCGACGGAGGAACUUGAACCAGCUGAUGGGGUCAGUGAGGAAUAUCCUGAGUCACAGAAUGAGGACCUUCCGCUGGCAGCUCCAGAUGCCCAACCUGAAGAAGUGAUGACUGAUGAACCUCAGGAGGUUAACCUUAUCCCAGAGUCUACAGAUCCUACAGAUACGUACAUAUCUGUCACAGAAGCAGCAGUCCCUGUCUCCACAUCACCAUCUCAUGAGGAUACAGUCCAAGGCAUUGAACCAGAAACAGAUGUGGAGCCAUUGCCAUCCCCUGUGGAGAGUGGUGAAGCCCCAGAAGAUGAAGGGCACAGUGGAGUAACCCUGCUCUCAACGGACCUUCCUACUGAGAACUCAACCAUUCAAGAGGAUGUAGGGCCGAGUCAGAACGGUACUGAGGUGGAAGUGACCGAGCCUCUGGAGGAAGAGAGCGGUAGUGGAUUCCCUUCAGAGUCUGAUGAACACCCAUAUGAAUCCACAGCUGCACCGGCCAUGAGACAAGCCAGCACCCCUCUGAUGGCUGCAGUGGACAAGAGCAAAGAGUUAGUGGUUUUCUUUAGCUUGAGGGUCACUAACAUGAUGUUUUCUGAUGACCUGUUCAACAAGAGCUCCCCGGAGUAUAAAUCACUGGAGAAUACCUUUCUUGAGCUGCUUCUGCCAUAUCUUCAGUCCAACCUGACUGGAUUUAAGCAGUUGGAAAUACUCAACUUCAGGAACGGCAGCGUUGUGGUGAACAGCAGGAUGAAACUGGACAAGCCGGUACCUUACAACGUCACAGAGGCUGUGCACUGUGUGCUGGAAGACUUCUGUGAUGCUGCAUCUAAAAGGCUCGACAUCGAGAUUGACAGUCGGUCGUUAGAAGUAGAACCAGCUGACCAAGCAGACCCCUGUAAAUUCCUGGCUUGCAAUGAGUUUUCACGCUGCGUGGUAAACAGUUGGACCGAUGAGGCGGAGUGUCUGUGUGAUCCGGGCUACAGCAUGGUGGACGGCCUGCCAUGUCAGAGCACCUGCACUUUGCAGCCGAACUACUGUCACAACGGAGGCCAGUGUGAAAUAAUCCCAGGGCACGGAGCCACCUGCAGAUGCCCUGUAGGUAAAUACUGGCAUUACCAUGGAGACCGCUGCAACGAGCUGGUGUCGAUGCCGUUAGAUCCUUCACUAAUUAUAACCUGCCUCGUGGGAAGUCUCUGCCUUGUUUGUGCCGUCAUUGGCAUUUUGAUAUUCAUUAACAAGAAAUGUAUAAAGACCAGAAAGGCUGUAACUUUGGUGCACACCCAUGCUCCCUAUGCCUUUGAGAAUACUUUGAGGGUGAACCCAGUAUUUGAGAAUGAUGAUGGUGUCUUAACUCAAGUCUCCACAUUGCCAUGUCCUUCAAGUUCUGCCUCUUCCCAAUCACAACAGUCUGAGCAAGAGCAUUUUGCCUCAAUUGAAAAUAUACGUCUUAGUAUUGAGAUCCCCAGACAACUCUACACAACAAGAUCAGAAAAGUUAGUUUCAGAAAUGGUGGACUUUCAUCACUGCAUACCACACAAUGAGACAUGGCGACUGCCAAAUGAAUACAGAACAUGUUGUCUUUUAAGGGCAUCAGAUAACGAAUGUUUUGAGGUAACGGUUCUUUGAUGACACCUGAGGAGAAGCUGACAUGGUGACACCGGGUAAAACACAAGGAGUAGGAGACUGAAACUGCUGUUUAACUGUAUAUGGGAUGCAUGUGCAGGUGCAGGUACAGUAGACCAGUGACUGAGAUUAUUUGUUCAUAGUGAUGAAAGUGUCUUGUUAGACAGGGAGCUAUGGAUGUUAAGGUGGACUUAGGUUGUCUUAAAGUGGAACCUAAUAUUUAUUUUAUAUAUUGAAUGGUAGGAACAUUUCCUGUAAACCCUUGGCAAAGGUUGUUCUUUCCUCACAAUGAGGUAUUUAUUAUUAUUUACAAACUGAUACACAUGGUAUCCUCACUUUAGACUGUACAAUAUUGUUUAUUAUAAUACUAUUCUUGAACAUUGUUGUGUCCCAAAAAGAGAAUGAAUGUAUAAACUGUUGACUCUGGUCAUGACAUUUGUGUAUAGAAAUACUGUCUGCUGUGCUGUGCUGUGUGUCAGUUUGUCUCAUUCAAAACAACGUUUCCCACUAAUCAUGUCUUUUGAGAUUUUUUUUUUUGUACACAUUUUACAUUUAAAAGCAAAGAAUAAAAUGUUUUUUUGCAUAAAAAAUGAUGGUGUUUCUUUUGUUUUUGACUGCUAAAAUAUUGCUGGGUAUGUCUAAGUGAGCCAGAUGUGACAAAUUUGUAGGGUAAAAUAGUGUAAAAAGUGUUUGCAGUCAAAUCAAGGACGUGUCCAAUUACUGCUUAGUGGUGUUGGUGACAGUAAAUUCACUGUAACAGCUGACAAUAACUGCACUGCUGCACUGAAUAAGCCUUUAAGUCUGUUUUUAUCCAGCUGAUCACUUAACUGGAGCGAGCCUCCUCAGCUCAGUGAUGACAUCAGCAGUACAUCAGGCUUUGUUGUUUAAUUAAUCUACGCGCUAAUCUUGUUAGUGGUUAUUAGCAUCAGGAUGUCAAAUCCAUUUACAGAGAACUGACCACCAACAA
Messenger RNA from Lates calcarifer (barramundi perch), 3988 nucleotides. RefSeq names its product interphotoreceptor matrix proteoglycan 1b (gene impg1b). NCBI's taxonomy places the organism in Eukaryota, Metazoa, Chordata, Actinopteri, Centropomidae. Gene Ontology annotation, biological process: visual perception. The record is from RefSeq and is a predicted model, not a curated record. Bases 10 to 3024 code for a protein of 1004 amino acids. The transcript has 17 exons.